CAGAAAUUCAAUUCAGGAUUUCGUACAAGAACACGAGUGGCUCUUACAAUCCAACACCUCUCCAACCACCAUUUCCCCAUCUACCUCACAAUUCCACCACACCAAAAACCCUAGGAUUCAAUCCCAAAAUUCUCCCAAAGAAGCUCAGCAGCUAUGUGGAGCGGUGGCGGAGCUAGUGGUAGUUGCGGUGGCGAUGGUGGCGGCGGUGGAAUCUACUGGGGACGGAAGGAGGAGGUCUCUCAUUCCAAAGGAAUCGUUGUCAUCUUCGCUUGGGUUUCGAUUCACGAGAGGCACUUGCAGAAUCACGUGGAUUUGUACUCGUCUCUCGGUUGGAAUUCCCUCGUUUGCCAUUCCCAUUUUCUCCAUGCAUUCUAUCCCGAAAAGGCCAUGUCGUUCGCCUUUGUUAUUCUCAAUGAGCUUGUUGAGGAGCUAAGGGUUAAGCCAUGUCCUGUAGUCUUUGUGGCUCUUUCUGCUGGUACAAAAGCUUGUAUGUACAAGGUUUUUCGGAUUCUUGACGGAAUUUGUGACGGUCAGCAUUAUCUGGCUGAAUAUCAAUUGGUCAGAAAGUGUAUUACUGGACACAUCUAUGAUUCUGGUCCUGUUGAUUUUACAAGUGAUCUGGGCACUCAAUAUGCUCUACACCCAACCAUUCUAAAGAUGCCUGGAUCGUCAAAACUGGUUUCUUGGUUAGCUAAAGGCAUUGCUUCUGGUUUGGAUGCGUUGUACCUUACUAGAUUUGAAUCCCAAUGUGCUGAGUAUUGGCACGCUCUUUUUUCGUCUGUUAGUUUGGGUGCUCCAUUUCUCAUUUUGUGCUCUGAUAAAGAUGAUCUGGCCCCUUAUCACAUUAUCUGCAAUUUCACUCACCGUUUACAAGAACUUGGAGGAGAUGUCAAGCUUGUGAAAUUGAAUGGCUCCCCUCACCUAGAUCAUUAUAAGUAUUAUCCAAUACAGUAUAGGUCUUCCGUUACUCACUUUCUUGAAAAGGCUGCUUUGGUUUUUUCUCAAAGAAUUAAAGAACUUGAAGGUGACAAUACUAGCAUGGAAGGCAUGCAAGAUGAGAUAUCUGAACUAAUAUGUGAUCUCCGGAAAGCAGCAGUUAACUCCAAUCAGAGCCUUAGAAGAGUUGCAGUGGAGCCAAGCGACCACUUCUUCUUGCCAAGUUCAGCUGAGAAUCAAAAUAGUAAGGACUCCGGGUCUUUACAAGAUGAACAAAAAGAAAGAUCCGUCUCUCUGCCCAGUCCCCCAAGCAUUAGUGCACAUAGUGUACUUGGCCAAGUCCUGUUUGAUGUUUGUGUCCCUAAGAACGUUGAGGGUUGGGAUAUUAAAUUUUGCGGGUCUUUGAAUGGGCAGCCAUUUGCCUCUGCUCUUAGGAAUUCACCUCCUCGUGGUCUCAAAAGCUUUCGUCGCUCAAGAUUAUGACUUCUGUUAUGGGUUAGCCGUCAAUGCAACAAUGUUAGCCAGAAUAGAGGCAAAUGUUGGAGGUGAGGUCUGCCAUUUCAGGCAUCUUUGGUGGUAUCCGGAAUAAAUGCAUGCAUAUUCUAACUCGUUCGUCCUCUGGAACGAAGUGUACAGAUCGAACGAAGGAUAAUCACAUGUAUAUAACAACGUAACCUUUAUAUGUUUAAUAUAGAUUUUGUCUAUGUGAUGUA
Malus domestica (apple) is the source of this 1649-nucleotide messenger RNA. RefSeq lists its product as uncharacterized. Lineage: Eukaryota; Viridiplantae; Streptophyta; Magnoliopsida; Rosales; Rosaceae. The record is from RefSeq and is a predicted model, not a curated record.